Messenger RNA from Folsomia candida, 1452 nucleotides. Its product is annotated as zinc finger protein 600-like. The coding region runs from base 377 to 1450 and encodes 357 amino acids. Lineage: Eukaryota; Metazoa; Arthropoda; Collembola; Entomobryomorpha; Isotomidae. The transcript has 2 exons. Gene Ontology annotation, biological process: regulation of transcription by RNA polymerase II. The record is from RefSeq and is a predicted model, not a curated record. Gene Ontology annotation, molecular function: RNA polymerase II cis-regulatory region sequence-specific DNA binding; DNA-binding transcription factor activity.
UUGGAAAUAUAUACUCAACCCAACUGAGAUACUCAUUUCUAAGGAAAGCAGACUGAUUUCUACCCACCAAAAAUCAUUUGCACUGUCAUUGUCUGGAAACAUAUUUUUUUCUUAUAAAGAAGUUAUGCAAUAAAUUCUGAAAGGAUAAACCUAAUAUAAUAAAUAAAAGUUUUUAAAAUUGAAGCGCCAGAUAGUGCAGAACAAUAUUAAAUUGUACAAAAACCUUAUCUUCUCGGAUUCCGAGACUCGGAAGUAUUCAAACAAAUAUACAUUCUUUAGCAAGUGAAAUAAAUUGAAAAGUUUUCUUCACAUUGUUACGUGACUUCCGUUAAAUCUUCACACACUGUUGCAUACUACCAAGAAUAAUAUUAGUCCGAUGGAACCUAAGGAAGAUAAGAUGCGGAAAUGUCCCAUCUGUUCAAAAGCUUUUCCUACCAAACAACGUUUGAGACACCAUAUCUUCAUUCAUGAUCCAGAUGCUAAAUUGAAAUGUGAGGUAGGUGAAUUUACAAGUUUACAAAACCAGCCGACUAUGUAUAACAUUCUUAAUUUAUUUCAGACUUGCGGAAAAAUAUUCAAAAAUAGUCUCCGUCUCAAAGUCCAUAUAGGAAGCUUGCACACUGGAAUUAAAUUUCUCGGUCAAAUAUGUCGGAAAGAAUUAAGUUGCUCCACAAGCUUAAGAAACCACAUGGACAGAAUUCACAGCGCGAAGGAACGACCACGAUAUCCAUGCAAGUUUCCCGACUGUACUAAAUCAUUUCUGAACAAGGGUCAUGUCUCGGAUCACUUUAAAAUGGAACAUGCUGAAAAUCCCGUUCGAUUUCCGUGCUUUCUCUGUUGGAAGGAAUUCAAAACCAGACCAGGUCUAAAUUUGCACAUUUCUUCGCACACGAAGGAGAAAGUGUACAAGUGUAAAAUUUGUGGGAAACGAUUCGGACAAUCGCCACACUUGUCAAGACACGAGCAAACACACCUGGAUAUACAUGCUCGAAAAUUCUUAAAGUGCCAACUUUGUUAUCGCACUUUCACGGAGAAAUCGGGUCUUCGGUAUCACGAUCGGACUUUUCACGAAAAUAAAAAAUAUCCGUGUAAGCUGUGCGACGCGAGUCUAUCGUCAUUACGAAGUUUGAACCAUCACAAGAAAGCAAUGCACUCAACACACAAAGAAAAACUUCAUUCUUGUGACAAAUGUCCGUAUAGAACUUGGUCAAAGGGGAAUUUAUCUAAACACGUGAAGGGAAACCACACUAAGGAUAACCAAUGUUAUUUUUGCAAAGUGACGCUCUGUACUUUCUCUAGUUUGGUGAAACACUGUAGUCGUGUUCACACUUUAGAAAAAGUUAUUAAUCUAAAUAGGGCUUGGACCUCUCCGUAUUGGCGUUUCAUAAAUUUAAGUGGAUCUUCAAUGUUCAAUUUAAUGUGCAAAUUGCAUUUGAUAAAUGAGAAAUGAAA